Pseudo-nitzschia multistriata is the source of this 2363-nucleotide messenger RNA. NCBI's taxonomy places the organism in Eukaryota, Bacillariophyta, Bacillariophyceae, Bacillariales, Bacillariaceae. The record is from the annotation of a GenBank genome assembly.
AUCGACAACAAUCGCCGUACCGAGAAAACCAAGUCAGAAUAUUAAUAGCUGUCAUCAAUCAAGAAUUUAACUCCCAACACCGAAACUUAUUCUUAGUACAGUUUCAAUACAAGCAGUUCAAAGUAGCAAUUUCGAAAAAUAGCAUUCCACCACAAAGUAUACCGACAAGGAUAUUGUGUGAAAACAAAGUUCCAAAUGGGCUGCAGUAAUAAUUGUAUUCGUAAGAUGCAGACGAACGCCGUUCCUCGGACUUCAUGGGGUGUAUCGAACUUAACAGUCUUGAUAAUAGUGCUGGGACUAUCGAGUCGAGCUGGACUUGCUUCUGCUUUCUCUCCACCAGCACAAUUUUCACAGAAAUAUAGACCGAGAUCUACAAUAAGCUUGUUCAAACUCAACAACAAAGAAUUAUAUCCAAGAGCAACACAUUUGGUACGGCUCAACGAAAAAAAAGACGACGGAAAAGCAGAUGAAGAUACAAGUAUUCUGGGUACACCAGGUACAGAAAAUGGAGUUCCAGCUGAAAUAGAUUAUUCUAAAAUGAAACCUCAAGUCGUUCCUCAACGGUGGGUUCAACUCGCAUAUUUAAGCCUUCUGGCGUUGCUUAGCGAUUGGGUUUGUUUUUCAGUCGCUGCUGCUCCCUCGACAUUCGAAUCGAACUUUGGACACACUGCGGCCAGUAUUAUCGACAUCUUUCUAUUUACAAAUGUGGCUACGAGUUUCCUUGUUACGGACACAAUUUCAAAAUUUGGAUUACAGCGCGCCAUUCAAGGUGCUGCAGUCCUCAUGACUGCUGGAUGCUGGCUUCGUUCAGGCUUUGGAUUUUUACCGAUUGAUUCAUUCCGAAUUGGUGGUGUCGAAACGGGCAACAUCUUAGUUGACUACCCGCUCAUUGUUGCUGGGACAGUGUUGGUUGGUAUUGCACAACCUUUUUUCCAAUGCACACCCCCGCUGCUGAGCGCAAAAUGGUUCGCCAACAACGAACGAUCCACCUCCACUGCCAUCGCUUUAAACUUCAAUCAGAUUGGUAUUGCUACGGCAUUUCUGGUCGGAGGUGGAAUGGCGACUGACACGGUUGGUCUGGAAAAUUAUCUCGGCAUCAUCGCAUGUACGACCACUCUUGUAACGAUAGGUACUCUGUUGCAAUUUCAAAACGAGCCACCCUACCCACCAUCUUCAUCCGAACUCGAGAAACUAAUCAAAGGGGAAGAAGAACCGCCUUUUUUGGAGUCUGUUCAAAAGUUUUUUGCAACGAAAGGGUUCCCGCGAGCUGUAGCGGCCUUUAUUUGCAGUAUCAGCAUAACUAACGUUGUAGGAGUGAGUUUCAUUCGUGUGCUGGAAAGUCAAUGCUUUAAAAACUGUUCUUUCGGACGACGCGUCGGCAACGAAAAGACAUUUUGGAGUUAAAAGCCAAAAAUGGACUUCCCUCAUCAAUCUGGUUUUGAUUUUGAUCAACAUUGUCAUCCUUUUUCUACUUUGGUCCACGUAGACUUUCAUCGAUGAGGUAAUGGAACGCGGUGGUGUAACGGGACAGUUUCAAAUCGAUUUGGCUGGUGCUGGGUUUGAAUUAGCUAUUGUCGCGGGUGGGAUCAUCCUUGGUGGCUACGUUGACAAAACUAAGGAAUACAAAAAAGUCACCAUGUACUGUCUGGCUGCCACCGCCCUUUUGGUUCUGCCUCUGGGAUUAACAGAUCAUUACCUUGGACGGGAACCUUUUCUUCUUGUGUUGGCAUUGUUGGGAUUAGGUUUGGCAGCGGGCCCAAUUCAGCCAAUAAAUGCUGAAUUGGCUGUUGAGGUAACUUAUCCUGGGGACGAAACUGCAGUGGAAAGUGUUCAACAAAUUGGCGGUAACCUGGUUUCUGCGUUACUGAUUCCCUUGGCCGAAGCAGCUUCAGAAAAUGACUACACUUUGUUGCGAGGGGUACCCGGAUUAGAAAGUGAUAUACGAGGUGACGUCGUUUUACUCAUUGCUGUGACGUUUUUGACGUUUGCUUAUUUUUCGGGUUUUGACGCCCCAUUAGCAAGAACUAUAGCGGAUGAGUCUGUAGACGAAGAAAAUCUGGAUAUUGAUGUGAAAGAAGAACAAAAAAAGCAAGAAGGCAUUUUACUUGAGUCUCCUUCAGCUGUAGCUCUUCCUGUCGAACAACAGCAAUAAAAUCACAUCAAGAAUGUACAACAUUAUUAUUAGUAAAUGCUAGUAACUACUUACGAAUGCGAGAACUACUGGAAAGGACAAAGAAUUUUGUGUCCGUACCUCCUGAUGGGAAAAGUUUAAGGAUGCGGACUUUUGAUCCCUCGGGAACAUGUGCACCCCUACCAACCCAUAAACGGUAUGGCUAGAAUCCUUAUAAAGACGAAUAGUUAUG